Messenger RNA from Carassius auratus (goldfish), 3691 nucleotides. RefSeq names its product non-lysosomal glucosylceramidase-like. Lineage: Eukaryota; Metazoa; Chordata; Actinopteri; Cypriniformes; Cyprinidae. Gene Ontology annotation, cellular component: membrane. The coding region runs from base 445 to 3012 and encodes 855 amino acids. Gene Ontology annotation, biological process: central nervous system development; carbohydrate metabolic process; glucosylceramide catabolic process. The transcript has 18 exons. The record is from RefSeq and is a predicted model, not a curated record. Gene Ontology annotation, molecular function: glucosylceramidase activity; beta-glucosidase activity.
GAGUUUAUUGGUACAAGCCAACAGAAGGCCCUACUGUACUGUCGGCUUAGUUCAGCACCGGGGAUUGAUCUCAGUGUUUUGACUAGUUCAUCAAGCGAUCUCUAUGUGCUGUUCUUCAUAAGAAAUACUUUCUUAAGGAUUUUUAUAAAUGCUGAAUACAUGCUUUUCGUCUCCAAAAACUUAGCUUUUGCUGUUCAUUUUGAAACAAUCCCCAAGAUCCACCCCCAAGAAGGUGGAUCAGCGGUGGACAGGUACACCGGAUGGCUCUGCUGACAGUCAAGCUGUAGCGCGUCAAAACAAGUGCACCCCUGCCACUGACACACAGAGACGAGACAAGGAACGGAUUGGUGUUUGGGGCAUGUCAAAAUAACGUUUAAAACUUGUAGGAUUUAGGGAGCAGAUUUUUACAAAUUUGGUUUGGACUGGUGAUCCAACAGCUCUGCUAUGGAUUUAAAUGACAGCACGUCUCUGGCUGAGCUGAUGAGCCGGUAUGUGUCUACAGAAACAGGAUUUGGUGUCCCCAAAGAUGGCUGGCGGAUAUGUCUGGCACACGAGUUCAAAGAGAAGCGGAAACCAUUUCAAGCCAGAGAUGUCUCAUUGCCCAGCUUGAUCGAGCAUAUUUCUUUAGGGGUCAGGUAUAUGAGAUGGUGGUACAGAAAGACCCGGGUUGAGAAGAAGGCUCCUUUUAUUGAUAUGUUUGGGGCUUUACCACUAAGACAGAUUUAUGGUGCUCCUCUUGGUGGCAUUGGUGGAGGCAGUAUCACGCGGGGAUGGAGGGGAGAUUUCUGCCGGUGGCAACUGAAUCCUGGAAUGUACCACUACGAAACCGUUAUUGCUAACCAGUUUACAGUGUGUCUGCGGAGGGGGGGUCAGACAGUAUAUCAGCAGGUGCUGUCUAUGGAGCGGCCCCCGACUCUUCAGGGUUGGAACUGGGGUUAUUGUGGUGAAUAUGCCUUUUACCAUGCUCUGUACCCACGAGCCUGGACCGUCUACCACCUGCCUGGCCAGAAUGUCACCCUCACCUGUAGGCAGGUGUCACCUGUCAUUCCUCAUGACUACAAGGACUCCAGUCUUCCAGUGGCUGUGUUUGUGUGGGCCAUUGAGAAUAAGAAUGAUUAUGCACUUGAUGUUUCCAUCAUGUUCACGAUGGUUAAUGGGUCGGGCCAUAAAGACGAUAAGAGUGGGGGCCACUGGAACGAACCUUUUCACCUUGAAAAAGACGGAGAAUCUGUGUCUGGGGUGCUACUACAUCACCAGACGCGUGUCAACCCUUACACUCUGUGCAUAGCUGCAAGAGAAAAGACUGGUCAAGAGAUCAGUCACCAGACGGCGUUCAGCCCAAAGGGAACCUGUAGUGCUCUGUGGAGUGACCUCAUGACUGAUGGACGACUCGACUCGCCUAAGGACUCCAGCCCACCCACACAGAAAGAGGAGGAAGUGGCGGCAGCUCUGGCUGUGAGCUGCUCGGUGCCUGCUAACAGUCACAACAGUGUGGAGUUCAGUUUGGCCUGGGAUAUGCCUAAAAUCACAUUUGGUUCCAGAGAGAGAAUAUAUGUCAGGAGAUACACACGUUAUUACAGCACCAAAGGAGAUGCUGCCCCGUCUCUGUCUCACUACGCGCUCACACACUACAGUAAAUGGGAGCAGAGCAUUGAUGAGUGGCAGAGGCCGAUUCUACAGGACAGGUCUCUUCCAGCUUGGUAUAAGUCCGCUCUGUUUAAUGAGCUGUACUUCGUUGUGGAUGGUGGAACUGUGUGGGUGGAGCUUCCAGAGGACGCUGACAUCAGCGGUGGGCUUCGUUCUGAGGAUGGAGGGCUUCCAGCCCAGCCUGAAGCUGUCAAGGAGUAUGGACGAUUCGCUUACCUAGAGGGGCAGGAGUACAGGAUGUAUAACACAUACGACGUGCACUUCUAUGCUUCAUUCGCUCUCAUCAUGCUCUGGCCCAAGCUGGCUCUGAGCGUACAGUAUGAUAUUGCUGGUAGUGUGGUUCAACAUGACCCUACAGAGAGGUUAAAUCUAAUGAAUGGCCGAUGCUCUCCAGUCAAGACCCGGGGCGUUGUACCUCACGACCUUGGAGACCCUGAUGAUGAGCCAUGGGUUCGUGCCAAUGCAUACAUGAUCCAUGAUACAGCUGACUGGAAGGAUCUGAACCUGAAGUUUGUGCUGCAGGUGUACCGAGACUAUUACCUGACACAGGAUGAGCAGUAUCUGAAGGACAUGUGGCCCAUAUGCCAGACAGUUAUGGAAACAGAGUUGAAAUUUGAUAAGGAUGGUGAUGGGCUGAUAGAAAAUUCUGGCUAUGCAGAUCAGACUUAUGAUGGAUGGAAGGUGACAGGACCCAGUGCUUACUGUGGUGGCCUGUGGCUGGCGUCAGUGUGCAUGAUGUGUAAAAUGGCACGUGUGCUGAACUGCGAGUCCGUUUAUCAACGCUAUAGAGAUAUUUUGGAGAGAGGAAGAGCAGCCUUUGACAAACUCCUGUGGAAUGGCAAAUACUACAACUACGACAGCAGUGGACGGAGCCUGUCCAACAGUGUGAUGUCGGACCAGUGUGCAGGCCAGUGGUUUCUCAGGGCCUCUGGACUUGGAGAAGAUGACUACCAGGCUUUUCCCAAGGAGAAGAUCUGUAGCGCACUGAAGUCUGUGUUUGACCUCAACGUUAUGAGCUUUGCAGGCGGCCAGAUGGGUGCGGUGAACGGGAUGAGGCCAGAGGGUGCGCCUGACUGUUCCAGUGUCCAAUCAGAUGAGGUGUGGGUGGGAGUAGUGUACGGAUUAGCAGCUACGAUGAUACAUGAGGGUAUGAUAGAAGAGGGAAUGCACACUGCGGAAGGCUGUUACCGUGCUGUAUGGGAACGAAUGGGAAUGGCCUUUCAGACUCCUGAAGCAUACUGCGAGAAAGGCAUUUACCGCUCUCUCGCUUAUAUGAGGCCUUUGAGCAUCUGGGCAAUGCAGCUUGCACUAAACAAUCGACCGAACCACAACAAAACCACUGCUAAAGAUGUGGGACAGGACUGAGCUGGAGCCUUAUAAAUAUCCUGAAGGAAACUGCAGAGCCUCCUUAAUGAAGUGACCUCUUAAUCCCUGUUUUAAAAGACUGCAAAGGGACUUUGGAUACAAUGUCAUCAUGGACUGUUGGUUCACACUGAACCUUCUUUUCCAGUUAUUUUGUAAAACUGCCAUUUCCACUGAAAAUUUGCAGAAGCUUUCCCACCGUCCUACGUAGUAGCUGUACAGUAAAUCAUAGUUUAAGGCUUGGUCUCAGUGAGCUGACAGACUGUUCAUUAUGAUUUUGGGAGUAGGGUCAUUGAUCUUUGGAAAUCAAGUAGUUCGAACAUGAUUCUUUAUCAUUUUCACUGUAUAUUUCUAUUAUGGGAAUGGCUGAGUACUUGAAGAAAGAACUGCUUGUUCUCUCAUUCUCUCCUUUUUUUAUUAAAUACUGGUGCUUGGAUGUGUCAUAACGCAUCUAUCUGAGGCUUUGACAAGUCAGUACCGCACACUAUUAUACAGAAUUGUAAUAGAUAUAUAAGUAAAUUGGAAUGAAUGUAUACUGCCAUCAGAUUAUUUUUCUUCCCAGAUGCAUCAUAAAGCAUUUAUUUUAUCUGCUGUAUGUUGGUGCUACUGUAAGGAAAUGCUAGAAAACCACCUUUUAUAACUUUCUAGGAUGUUAAAGUGUAUUAAAUGGCUUCCAAGGUCA